Nanorana parkeri is the source of this 701-nucleotide messenger RNA. RefSeq names its product Kruppel like factor 13 (gene KLF13). Gene Ontology annotation, molecular function: DNA-binding transcription factor activity, RNA polymerase II-specific; RNA polymerase II cis-regulatory region sequence-specific DNA binding. Bases 15 to 701 code for a protein of 228 amino acids. Lineage: Eukaryota; Metazoa; Chordata; Amphibia; Anura; Dicroglossidae. Gene Ontology annotation, biological process: regulation of transcription by RNA polymerase II. The record is from RefSeq and is a predicted model, not a curated record. The transcript has 3 exons.
UUUUUUUUUGGAAAAUGUCAGCGGUGGCUUUCGUGGAUCAUUUCGCAGCAGAGUGCCUUGUAUCGAUGUCCAGCCGUGCUAUUGUCCAUACAGCGGCUGGCCCUCCAUUGCUGGCAGAAGACAAGGCUGGGAAGGAGAACGCCUCCCUAAUCGUGGUGGCCAGGAUCCUGGCCGAUCUCAACCAACAAGUCCCCGGGGUCCCUGCCGAGGAGAACCCGGCCGGGGAUGGAAGCGAAGACAGGGCGGACACACCUCCCCUCCAGACCGAGCCAAGACAAAGAGCCAGGCGUGGGAAAAGCAGAGCUGACCCCGAAUCACCCCUCAAAAGGCACAAGUGCCCCUACCCGGGCUGUGAGAAAGUCUAUGGCAAAUCGUCCCAUCUGAAAGCUCAUCUGAGGACACACACAGGUGAGAAGCCUUUUGAAUGCAGUUGGGAGGAGUGCAACAAAAAGUUUGCGAGGUCAGACGAGCUUGCAAGACACUACCGCACCCAUACUGGAGAGAAGAAAUUCUGCUGUCCUAUUUGUGAAAAGCGUUUUAUGCGCAGUGAUCACCUGACCAAGCAUGCCCGCCGCCAUGCCAAUUUCCAGCCCAGCAUGCUUAAAGGGCGAGGGGGUGCCAGCUCUAGAAACGGAUCUGUCAGCGACUACAGCCGCUCCGAUGCAUCCAGUCCUGCUAUCAGCCCAGCAAGCUCCCCUUAA